GCAGACAGACUUGAAGUUAAAAAAAGACAACAGGAAAUGCAAAGAAGAGAGAUGUUCCUUGAAGAUCAAUAUUACAAAACCGAUGAAUUAUUGAACAGAUUGGACUUCAGUUUGCCAAAGAGUGAUUCCUGUCAGAUUGCUAAUAGUGGCCCAGAAUCUACAGCAUGGACAAGAAGCCAUACUUAUAAGCAAACUCUCCAAGAGGAUGAAAACAGAAGAUUAGAGGAAAUGAAGCAAGAACAACGGAGGAAGGCUGAAUUAAUGGAAUUUAAACAAAAGCAGGAAGAGGAAGCCAGGACAAGAGCACAUCAAAAUGAGCAGAGGAGGGUAAAUAAUGCUUUCCUGGACCAACUCCAGAAGAAAACACAACCUAAUAGCAUCUACCAGCUUGGAUAUUCUAGGAGUCUGGACUACCUCAGUAACAGCACCUGGGAGUCAGACUACUUGGAAUAAAGGAGAAAAAAGGUAAGAAGGGUAUUGGAGAAAUAUUCGCUUUUAUCUGGCCUAGCCCAAAUGACCUUGUAAAAGCUCCAAGAAAGCGCUCUUUUAUCAUUGUGAUUUUUUUUCUUACCCUGACUUUAGCUUCACACCCACUUCAUGAGCAAUCUGCAGAGGCUGGUUUCUAUCUGUCAUUAUUCACGCAUAUUUGAAGCAGCUUAUUAUGAAAGUCCUAUUUAAUUUUUAAUAAGAGAAUGUGUCAUUUUUUUUUCAUAAAUUGUUUUGCCUCUUGCAGAAUGUAAUUAUCCCAGUCUUUGGGAUCUCAGAAAGAGAAGGUACUAGUGGCUGCAGAAGAUACAGUAAUUUCUGUGUUUACUU
Molecule: messenger RNA, 816 nt
Organism: Leptosomus discolor (cuckoo roller)
Lineage: Eukaryota; Metazoa; Chordata; Aves; Leptosomiformes; Leptosomidae
Source: RefSeq, a predicted model, not a curated record